Molecule: messenger RNA, 726 nt
Organism: Nilaparvata lugens (brown planthopper)
Lineage: Eukaryota; Metazoa; Arthropoda; Insecta; Hemiptera; Delphacidae
Product: thrombospondin type-1 domain-containing protein 7A-like
Exons: 4
Coding region: 10-726 (238 amino acids)
Source: RefSeq, a predicted model, not a curated record
UGAGCAGACAUGCAUUCACGGCACCAACCCGAGUUCAUCAGGACGACCCUGUCCCUCCCCCUGCUGCAGUGGAAAGCUUGCCCCGCGAAGCCCUGCUACAGCUGGACGCCUGGACCAUGGACACCCUGCCAACUACAUGGAGCGACAUGCGGUCACGGUGUCCGCAACCGUAAUGUGUCAUGCGUGCGCGUGAAGGACAAUACGACAGUGGAGGCGUGGCACUGUGCCAAUACGGGACCAACGCAUCGGCCCAUCGCCUGGGAGACGUGUCACGUGGCCUGCGACAGUGACUGCCAGCUGUCCGAGUGGAGUCACUGGAGUCACUGUCACGGAGACUGCUUCAAAGACAUGUCAGGAUACGCGACCAGAUCUCGUGCUGUGUUGAGGCCCCCGCAGGCCAACGGAGGCGAACCGUGUCCCGAGGCGCUGUGGGAGACCAAGACCUGUGACCUUGGGCCGUGCCUCACUUUCGACUGGGUCAUCACGCCAAUGGGAGAAGUCGUGUGCCAGAGAUCCGAUGGUAUUCAUGUUGUUGGUGGCUGCGAUGAGAAGAAGAAGCCGGAUCUGUGCAAAUGGAAGGACGGUCGUUGCGUGUGUGUGGAUGGAGCCAUAGUCCAGCCUCAGACGGCCUGUCAGGAUGAAAUCAACGAAGUGCAGGCCCGCUUGUAUAUACCCGGUAUUUAUUCACUUUCCAUAAUACUUUCUAUAGAAUUACAAAUCAUUUAG